AUGCAAAAUGACGGCGCUCUGCGGGCCAUCGCCACUCGUCUGAGUCUAACUCCAGUUGAAGACCUUCCUCGAAUAUGCGGCUUCCUCGCGACUGCGUUGGCUCAAUGUCCAGUCGAACUGCUCUCCUCAGACAGCAAAGGCAGCAGCUCUUCUGUAACUGCGCACAAACUCAAGACUCGAAUUAGCUCCUUGUUGCAAGACAAAUCUACCGCUGGCCGACUUACCGCUGCCGUACUCAUCAAGGCCAUCGUUGACAAUGGCGGCUUGAAGGUGCUCACUAACUGGGAAGGUUGGACUAGAGGCUUGCUCAGCUGCUUGGGGAAAGCCGAACCGUUUGAAGUGAAGAGGGUCUAUUUGGUUACUGUCACUCGGAUUUUGGUCCUCUCUCAGAAUCAACCAGUGUUGUUGCGGGAGGUGACAACACCGCUCCUCCCGGCUUUCAUAACCACUUGUCUUAGCCUCCUCAAGCCCGUUAAACCUCUUGUUGCUGAAGGCAGACCCACGGAUGUUGUUCACCCCCUACUCGAGUCGGUGCUACAAUGCUGGAUCCAGUUGUUGCCCCAGCACGCGACGAUCUUUCGUCCCUUCCUCACCCGUAUCAAGCUGAUUUGCCUGAGUCUCCUUGAAGACUGUCGGAGUUCGACGACUACUACAGAGCGUGCCAUCCGGCUUCUAUGCUUGUUAUUGUCCUGCGCACCCAAGAACACAACGGCUCAGGAAUGGACCCAGACAAUUUCCGACCUCAUCGGCAGCGCUCAUCAGACUGCUGACAGAUUAUUCAGAGCAGUCCUCGAAGAAUAUGAAUCCAAUGAUGUAACCCGUCAGAAGGCAGUCGGAAAGCAUGAUUUCUCCAAGGAACCGAAGACCUCAAGCGCCGACCAGGUGGGACUGGGCCCGUGGAAUGGCAUGCAUGACGGCAGCACCAGGCUUGCAAUGUUGAUUGACUGGUUAGCAUCUUUAGUCUCAACAGCGACGUCUCAAGCCGUCACGGUCCCUCUGGGAUCUAUCGUCGACUUGACUGCGCGUAUACUGGCGAUGACCGUACCUGGAAGCAGGUCAAGUGUACCUGAUACUGUAAAGUAUAACAAAGAAGCGAGCCGAGAAGAGAAGGACAAUCUUUGGAUUAACUUGCCUCGUCUCCACGUGUCCUGUCUUCGUCUGCUGCAGAAAAUGUGCGAAACCUAUGAACAGUCCUUGCUCCCCGCAAAUGGAACGCUGGUCAACCACAUUUUGGAAUCAUUUGUUGCCAUGUCAGCUGAUGGGAGGGUCCGGCGAGACGUCUACGCCAUUUUCAGCUGCCUUCUGAGCAGCAUGAACACCGCCAAUCUUGUGUUGCGUGGGACUACCUUCUCAACUUUACUUGAACAAUGUUGCAAUGACCUGCAAAGAGGCAUUCCGGAAUUGGAUGACCGAAGCAAAAUGAAUCCUACAAAAGAUGGGUUCUUGAGUGCCAAAUCCACUUUGUCAGUUGGUGGAGGUCCACCACUUCCGGAGAGACAGCCCGAGGUAUUCCAAGCGGCUUGGAGGUUGUUGCCAGAAAUUGUUCUCCAUUGUCCGACAUCCAUGAUAUCCCGCCAGGCAAGAAUAGAAGCGGAUAGACUGUCUGUGUUGCUUGGUCAUCAUGAUGCCAUGCUUGCCAGCGUCAUGCGCCCUAUGCUGUCCAAGGAUGGGAAGAUAAGGACUGCCAGUCUGCUUCCAUUUCUCGCGAGAUCUGCGGCAGAUACUCUUGCCAUCGAGGCUUUAUUAAGGCCUCGAAUGCCCGUUACGCAAGUCACCGAGACUUCCACCCAGGCAUCUCGUGAUGCCCAAGCCCAUGUCGAUGAUCAGAAGGAGGUCAAUAUGUCCGAUGGGGAUGGUGACAUCUUGUCCAUCCCCCAGGGCCCUGCCGAAGCUGUUGAGACCAGCUCCGAACGACGGAUAACCGAUAUCGUCGGGCAACAAGACGGAGGCGAGGCCAUGCAGACUUUGACGGCGAGGAAGCGAAAACUUGAGGGUGUCCAAGACAGUGAUUUUCAAAUGCAGACAUCCAUAUGUGAAGAUUCCGAAGUGCUGAGUUCGAGACUGUCUAAAGUGCCACGGCUCGAGGAUGACGCCGUAGAAGAGACGGUAUUGGAGGCGGAUCGUCUGAUUGACACAUCUAUGGCCAAACCUGUGGCCACCACAACAUCUGGAUUAGAAGAACUUCCCUCCAGCACGGGAGCUGCGUCUACUGGAAUAGUGACCAAGAUGGUUUCCCCUGGAGCCGUGGGACACAACGACAGUGACACUAGCGACUUUGAGAUCCCGGAAAUUGACCCCGGGUUGGACACAGACGAAGAGGAUCUUGAGUAA
This is a messenger RNA of Cladophialophora psammophila CBS 110553, 2331 nucleotides long. RefSeq lists its product as uncharacterized. Lineage: Eukaryota; Fungi; Ascomycota; Eurotiomycetes; Chaetothyriales; Herpotrichiellaceae. Bases 1 to 2331 code for a protein of 776 amino acids. Gene Ontology annotation, cellular component: nucleus. Gene Ontology annotation, biological process: rRNA processing. The transcript has a single exon. The record is from RefSeq and is a predicted model, not a curated record.